Molecule: messenger RNA, 2191 nt
Organism: Colletotrichum scovillei
Lineage: Eukaryota; Fungi; Ascomycota; Sordariomycetes; Glomerellales; Glomerellaceae
Product: nuclear polyadenylated RNA-binding protein
Exons: 5
Coding region: 141-1847 (568 amino acids)
Molecular function (GO): RNA binding
Source: RefSeq, a predicted model, not a curated record
CUGUUGCGUACACGACGACCUUGUCCCAUCAACUUCUCCGCAACAACACAACACGUUCUUUACUCUCCAUUUCCUUUCGCCUUCGCCUGCAUCGCCUCACCGAUUAAAGCAUCCUCGACACUUACUGAGCACUCGCCAGGAUGACCGAGCCCGAAAAUUUCGAGGAAGACCUCUUCGCCGAUCUCUACGAUGAUGACACCCCAGCGAAGCCAGCUGCCGCCCAGCAACCUGCGCCGCCUCCUGCCCCAGUCGCCGUUCCUCAACCAAGCGUCGAGACACAUGCCGAACCGCCUCCUCAGUCUGAGCCGGAAUAUGGUGGCGGUGGUGGUGAUGAUCAAAUGAAGUACGAAGAAGAGGAUGACGAUGAUGAAGUAGACUUCAACCUAGGUGGUGAUGGCGGCGGCGGCGGUGGUGGUGGAAGCACUGGUUAUGCGCCGCCCUCGAAUGGGUUUGCUGGCAACAAGCAAGAAGAACCCACGUACUCGACAAGCACGGCCAAGAACCCGAGUGCCAAGGAAGACGGCAAGAUGUUCAUUGGUGGCCUUAAUUGGGAGACGACUGAUCAAUCCCUAAGGGACUACUUCUCUCAAUUCGGCGAGGUUGUUGAGUGCACCGUCAUGAGAGACAGCAGCACCGGGCGAUCAAGAGGCUUUGGCUUCCUGACGUUCAGGGACGCCAAGACGGUGAACAUCGUUAUGGUCAAGGAACACUUUUUGGAUGGCAAGAUCAUUGAUCCCAAGCGAGCAAUUCCUCGCGACGAGCAAGAAAAGACCAGCAAGAUCUUCGUCGGUGGUGUUAGUCAAGAUACGACCGAUCAAGAGUUCAAGGACUAUUUCGCCCAAUUCGGCCGUGUGGUGGACGCGACCCUGAUGAUGGACAAGGACACCGGCCGCCCUCGCGGUUUCGGCUUCGUCACAUUUGAAAGCGAGGCCGGCGUUGAUGCCUGCCUCAGCACCAGUCUCGAGAUUCACGGCAAGCCGAUUGAGGUCAAGAAGGCUCAGCCGCGUGGCAACCUUCGCGAAGAAGAAGAAGCCGCACGACGGGGAGGGAAAUUCAGGAAGGGCGAAGACGGUGCCCAGGGUGGACAGGGCGGGAUGGGAGGCGGCCAGAUGGGUGCCGCAGGGGGCAUGACGCCCCAAGUUAUGGCACAAUACUUCCAGCGCAUGCAGCAAUAUUUCGCCAUGAUGCAGCAACAAAUGGCUAUGAGCAGAGGCAUGGGCCCCAUGAAUCCGGCCAUGAUGCAGCAGAUGAUGCAAAUGCAGCAGAUGCAGCAGAUGCAGAACCAGAUGAUGGGCCGCGGUGGAGGCGGCAACGGCCAGCAAGGCAUGAUGGGCCAGAUGACGCCUCAAAUGAUGCAGCAGAUGCAGCAAAUGCAACAGCAGAUGCAGCAGCAGAUGGGCCAGCAGGGCGGUCCCCCAUCUGGACCGAGCGGUAGCUUCAGCCCUCAGCAGCAAAUGUUCGACCCAUCUCAGGGAGGCCAGCCGCCGCAGCAGCCCGGCGGCGGACAAGGACCGCGUCGGGGAGGCAGCAGCGGCGGCGGAGGUGCUCCCCGUGACCAGUACAACCAGGCUGGCGCAUAUGCCAUGGGCGGUGGUGGCGGUGCUCCGACAUCGUGGGAGGGCAUGUACGACGACGUUCCCCAACCGAACCAGGGCGGCCGGGGAGGCUUCAGAGGCGGCCAUCGUGGUGGCUCUCACAGUGGUGGCUCCCAUCAGGGAUCACCCGAUCCUGCGCAUGCCCCGCCUGCCAACGCGCCUACAGGACCCAAGAACGCGGGCAGACCCGGCGCUAACUACCGCGGUGGUGGACGUAGCAGCAACAGGGGAUUCCAUCCUUACUCGCGCUAGGAGUCUCUGCGGCAGCCAAAGAUGGCCUUUCUGGCAUUGGAGAAGGAAUCAUAGGGGCGGAUCGAGUUCGAGGCGCCAUAUCUCGUCGGCUAAAAGAGAGAUAUACAAGUUUGACGGUUCGAUGAAAGAGGGCGCUGGGAAGAAACUGCAUAUACGGAACGAGGUAACGCGUUUUCUCUGAGACAGAGAGGAACCGGGACCGGAACCGGGGUACGGCUUGGGUUCGGCAGCUUUGCUUAUUGCUCUCGCGAACUUUUUUUUUCUCCUUUCCUUUACACAUCGUUUUUCCUGGGAAGUUUGUAUUAUACUCCAAAAGGGAGGGAAAAAUAAACCAUUAAUCGGCG